CAGGAACUACGUUAAGGGAAUUUAUAUUGACAUCUGUUGCCUUUACUGCUUUGCGUUCAAUGGAGUCGGAGACCGUUACUCGACCACUUUUGAAUUCUGAGCCUUCUAAUCGAAGCUCAGCUACCAGUCUGGUACGCGCCAACGAAAAAGCUUUGUCCACAUGGGACAUGAUCAAGCUGACUAUAUGCAUGGCAGGUUUACAAUUUACAUGUGAUUAUGGAACACCCUAUCUGAGGAAUUUGGGCUUGUCAUCCGAGCUUAUCUCACUCGUCUGGCUUGCUGGUCCACUUUCGGGGCUUCUUAUACAACCGUUGGUUGGUGCGUUUAGUGACAAAAGUACAUCUAGAAUGGGUCGAAGAAGGCCUUAUAUAAUAAUUGGUGGAAUAUUGGUCUGCCUUUCAAUGGCCGGAAUUGCAUAUUCGAUCGAAUUGGCCACAUUUUUACUUGGGAAAAAGAAAUUAUUGAAUGGGUUUGGUGAUGAUGAUGAGGUUCGAAAAGUGGCAAUUCUGGUUGCGGUUUUUUCAUUUUACUGCUUGGACUUUUCCUUGAAUGCUGUUCAGGCUUCAUGUCGCGCACUUAUCCUUGAUAUUCCUCCUUUAUACCAACAAGAAACCAGUAAUGCUUGGGCUGGUAGAAUGCUACACGUUGGAAAUGUUAUUGGAUAUUUUACGGGAUUUUUAGAUUUAAAAACGCUAUUUUCUUGGCUAGGUGAUAGUCAAGUCAAAAUACUGUGCAUAAUUUCAUGCAUCGUAUUUUCAAUUUCAUUGUUCGUCACAUCUAUAAGUGUGAAAGAAACCGUGUAUGUGCCUGUGGCCGAAGAUUCAAAGUAUGCAUGUUAA
Molecule: messenger RNA, 839 nt
Organism: Acaulospora morrowiae
Lineage: Eukaryota; Fungi; Glomeromycota; Glomeromycetes; Diversisporales; Acaulosporaceae
Source: the annotation of a GenBank genome assembly